Penicillium paradoxum is the source of this 2043-nucleotide messenger RNA. RefSeq lists its product as uncharacterized. The transcript has a single exon. The record is from RefSeq and is a predicted model, not a curated record. The coding region runs from base 1 to 2043 and encodes 680 amino acids. NCBI's taxonomy places the organism in Eukaryota, Fungi, Ascomycota, Eurotiomycetes, Eurotiales, Aspergillaceae.
AUGUCCGAGUCAAACAACGAAACCAGUAUUCCUCUUCUUUCUCGUGGCCUGAAACGUGAGAGUGAAGGUUAUAUCGAAGGAGAAUUUAGUCGCCCAGCUCAGAGACGGCGUAUUGAUGAUGAUUCUGCUAAUCCGCCCCGAGAUACUAGUGACUACUAUACUACUCGCUGGGUCUUGGGACAGCAUGUUAGUGACUAUUCUCUUGGUCCGCCCCCAAGCCAGUCUAUUAGUGACGAUUCUCCUAGUUCGCCCCGGAGACCGCUUGUUAGUGACGAUUCUCCUCCCCGGGGCCGGAGACCACUUGUUGGUGACGAUUCUCCUCCCCGGGGCCGGAGACCGCGUGCUAGUGACGAUUCUCCUCGCCGGGCCCGGAGACCGCGUGCUAGUGACGGUUCUCCGAGUCCACCCCGGAGACCGCGUGCUAGUGACGGUUCUCCGAGUCCGCCCCGGCGACCGCGUGCUAGUGACGGUUCCCCUAGUCCACCCCGGCGACCGCGUGCAAGUGACGGUUCUCCUAGUCCGCCCCGGAGACGGCGUGUUAGCGACGAUUCUCCUCGUCGGGCUCGGAGACGGUCUAGUCCGCCCGGGAGACGGCGUGCUAGUGACGAUUCUCCUCGCCGGGUCCGGAGACGGCCUUCUAGUGGCGAGCCUCUUCGCCGGUUCGGGAGACGGGGUACUAGUGAAGAAUCUCAUCGCCUGGGUCGGAGACGGGGUACUAGUGGAAGAGCUCCUCGCCGCCGGGCUCGCAGACAGCGUUCUAGUUCUAGUGAAGACUCAGCACUCGUCUCUCACUUUGUAGAAGAUUUUGGGCGCUUAGGCAUACAAGUCCCACAAGUCCCAGAAGACCCACAAAGCUUGCCAUUACGGCUUCGUGCACCUGAGGACCUAAUCAAACUUGGCUUGGGCGGUCCAGACAGACCCAAGAAUGUACCUCACCAGCAGGACGUCCCCCAAUGGGAAAGAGACGGCCGAAUCUUCCAAGACUGGAUUGCCAAUGCAUUUCUGGAAGAUUGCAAUAUCAAGAUGUCAAAGCUAACCGUGAAAACUUUGUUCGAUGGUCGAGACAAGUUGAAAAGUUUCUGGAAACCCGAGAGAGAUGAUAUGAGAUUCCCACCAGAAGCACUCGUCAAGAAUCUUGAACAGGCAGGUCUUUCUCUGAAGCAAGAGUACCAAUGGUCACGAAUUCGGCACGACGAAGUCGGAAUUCCUGACGAGACGAGGGAGUAUACUCAUUUGAUCGGAAAUGGCGCUAUUAUUGCCGAGAAUCUCGGGGAGGUGAAACUCGAUGAGUAUAGCUGGCCUGACAUUGCCUUAGCUCUAUAUAAGCACGAGCACCACAUCGACACUCUACGACAUAUUUAUUUUGCCCCUACUGCAGAUCUGCUGACCCAUUUUUUGGCGACCAAACGCCUUUACCCAAUGUACGGCCUUCGAACCUCGGCUGUCUUGUGCGAGGAAAGGGGAUCAUAUCUUUGGAAAUAUGGCACCCAGCACUACCACGAACUUCUAGGAACCCCGCUGGGAAAGGCCGUUGCCAGAGUUGUAUUGGGUGCUUGGCCAAGAGGUACCCAUCACAUCAGCCAGGUCAACACCUGGUUCUAUAAUGCUGACUUACAGGUACGGUUCGACAUUGAGCCACGGUGUGCUCCGGAAACCUUUGCGGGCCCUGCGCCUCCUGCUCGUCCUGUUCCCGCUGAUGCUCCUAUUCCUCCUAUUGCUCCUUCCGUUUCUCCUUCUUAUGCUCUUCCUUCUGCUCUUGCUAUUGCUCGGGACCAGGCUCGGGCUCAGGCUCAGGCUCGGGCUCAAGCUCAUGCUGAGGCUCAUGCUGAGGCUCGGGCUCAGGCUCAAGCUGAGGCUUAUGCUGAGGCUGAGGCUCGGGCUCGGGAUCGGGCUCAAGCUCAGGAUCAGGAUCGGGCUCGGGCUCGGGCUCAGGCUCAGGCUCGUGGUGCUGCUUCUGAUCCUGUUCUUCAUACUGCCUCUCUAUUUGGCAUUGCUAAUGCUUAUGAUUCUGCUCCUGAUCUUGCUCAUAAGGAGGAACUUUGA